Mesoplodon densirostris (Blainville's beaked whale) is the source of this 5678-nucleotide messenger RNA. RefSeq names its product aspartyl-tRNA synthetase 2, mitochondrial (gene DARS2). The coding region runs from base 651 to 2606 and encodes 651 amino acids. Gene Ontology annotation, molecular function: aspartate-tRNA ligase activity; nucleic acid binding; ATP binding. The transcript is spliced from 17 exons. Gene Ontology annotation, cellular component: cytoplasm; mitochondrion. NCBI's taxonomy places the organism in Eukaryota, Metazoa, Chordata, Mammalia, Artiodactyla, Ziphiidae. The record is from RefSeq and is a predicted model, not a curated record. Gene Ontology annotation, biological process: aspartyl-tRNA aminoacylation.
UUCCCUGUGUUCUGACUGGUUGACUCCCUCCACCGUAAUCUUGGUUGUUCGUGGGGUGGGUUAAGGAGUGCUUGGCUCCCAGCGGCGAUCUGUGUGUGGUUUCGGGCCCUAGAAACAUUUUGGAUUUGCUUGCAUUCCUCCUUCUGAAGAACCGAGGUCGGCCACCAGGUUUGGGAGAUUUGAAACGCGGGGCUGGUUUUCCUCCCUGUUUUCCGGUUCUACCCGCAGGAACCUUCGGGGAAGCGUGGAAGGAUGGGAAGGGCGUGCGCCUGCUGACCGGCCCCAUGCUGCCUCUGCGUGGCCGCGGUGUCCCACCUUGGCUGGCUGCUGUAUGGAAUCGUACGCUUGUCACUUCAGGCCGAAGCUUUGUUUGUUAAUAGAAGUGAAACGGAUGCGUUGAGAGGGGACAAAGAUUUUAAAAGGUCUUUCCCCUACCCAACUUCCCCAAAGACCCCAAAGACAGAUUACAGAUUUAUCUAGUUUGCCGACACGAGCUCUUGAAUGUUCAGCGGACAAGGGCUUAAAUAUAAGAGAGUGGGAACUCCUAACAUUUUAAGGGAUUUGUGUGUAUUUCCAAAACUGACUUUUGACCGCCAUCCAACACCUGCAGCGUGAGAUUCCUGAGCGUCUCGCCAUCCUGCGGCUCUAACAUGUUCUGUUGGUUAAGUCGGCUGUACGGGGGUUUAUCCAGACCCACUAGAAGGACCACACAGCUGAUCUGGGGUUCUUUCUCCCGAAGUCUGGUACUGAGUUCACAGAGGAGAAUUCCAGAACUCAGUAGUUUUGUUGCCCGGACCAACACGUGUGGAGAGUUGCGUCCUUCUCACUUAGGCCAAGAAGUCACCUUGUGUGGAUGGAUUCAGUACCGAAGGCAAAACAUCUUCCUGGUCCUAAGAGAUUUCCAUGGGCUUGUUCAAGUUAUCAUUCCUCAGGAUGAGUCGGCUGCUUCUGUGAAGAAGAUUUUAUGUGAAGCCCCCAUGGAAUCUGUGGUGCAAGUGUCCGGGACAGUAAUUUCCCGACCUCCAGGACAAGAGAAUCCAAAAAUGCCAACAGGUGAGAUUGAAAUCAAAGUUAAAACAGCUAAACUUCUGAAUUCCUGCAAGAAGCUGCCCUUUGAAAUUAAGGACUUUGUGAAGAAAACAGAGGCUCUUCGUUUGCGGUAUCGCUACUUAGAUUUGCGUGGUGUCCAAAUGCAGUAUAACCUGCGACUGAGGUCCCAGAUGGUCAUGAAAAUGCGGGAAUAUCUCUGUAAUCUACAUGGGUUUGUGGAUAUAGAAACACCAACAUUAUUUAAAAGGACUCCAGGGGGUGCAAAAGAGUUUGUAGUACCAUCCAGGGAACCUGGAAAGUUUUAUUCUCUCCCUCAGAGUCCUCAGCAGUUUAAGCAGCUUCUGAUGAUUGGUGGUUUAGACCGAUAUUUUCAGGUUGCCCGAUGUUAUCGAGAUGAAGGAUCAAGACCAGACAGACAGCCCGAAUUUACUCAGAUUGACAUAGAGAUGUCCUUUGUAGAACAGACUGGCAUCCAGAGUCUAAUUGAGGGUUUGCUCCAGUAUUCAUGGCCCAGUGACAAAGAUCCUGUGGUGGUUCCUUUUCCUUCUAUGACUUUUGCUGAGGCAUUGGCCAGCUAUGGAACUGAUAAACCUGACAUUCGCUUUGGGAUGAAGAUUGUAGAUAUCAGUGAUAUGUUCAGAAACACAGAGGUUGGAUUUCUUCAAGAUGUGCUUAGUAAACCCCAAGGAACCAUCAAAGCCAUAUGUAUCCCUGAAGGAGAAAAAUACUUAAAAAGGAAAGACAUUGAGUCCAUUAGAAAAUUUGCAGCUGACCAUUUUAAUCAGGAAGUCUUACCUAUAUUCUUGAAAACCAAUAACUGGAAUUCUCCAGUUGCUAAGUUCAUAAUGGAGGAGCAAGGCUUGGGACUAAUCAGACUGUUGGAGACCCAAGAGGAGGAUGUGGUCCUGCUAACUGCCGGAGAGCAUAAGAAAGCAUGCUCUUUGUUGGGAAAAUUACGACUGGAGUGUGCUGACCUUCUAGAAGCAAGAGGAGUGGUGCUUCGUGACCCAGCUCUGUUCUCUUUCCUUUGGGUUGUGGAUUUCCCCCUCUUCUUUCCCAAGGAGGAAAAUCCCAAAGAGCUGGAGACAGCCCAUCACCCAUUUACUGCUCCCCACCCCAGUGACAUCCACCUCCUUUACACUGAGCCCCAAAAGGUCCGUAGCCAACACUAUGACUUGGUUUUAAACGGCAGUGAGAUAGGAGGUGGUUCUAUCCGAAUUCAUGAUGCAGAGCUACAGCAUUACAUCCUGGCAACAGUACUAAAGGAAGACGUGAAAUUGCUCUCCCACCUGCUCCAGGCUUUAGAUUAUGGGGCGCCCCCUCAUGGAGGAAUUGCCAUAGGGUUAGACAGACUGGUGUGCCUUGUCACUGGAGCGCCAAGCAUCAGAGAUGUCAUAGCCUUCCCCAAAUCUUUCCAGGGGCACGACCUUAUGAGCAAUGCCCCAGAUUCUAUCCCGCCUGAGGAACUGAAGCCCUAUCAUAUCCAGGUCUCCUGGCCAACAGACUCAGAAACAGAAAAGAGUUCAUUGAAUCAUCCAUGCCAUCCAGAAAGCUGAGCUUUUGAGUUUUGUCCUCUUUGCUUCCCCAAGGCUAAAAUCAGAUCUGGAGUUCAGCCACAGAUCUGACUUCAAGUUUUUAAAUGGAAGGAAUCCAGGCAACAUUCUUCACCUCAAUGAAGAAACAGAUAAAAGGUAUCCAAUUUUAACGAGAGCAUGCAUUAUUAGGAUUAUUUUAUUUGGGACUUUUUUGAGUCAUAUUCCCUUGCUAAACUGUAAACCUCUUAAGGUACUUUUUAAACUCAACUUUUAUUUUCCCUUUAGCAACUUCUUGUAUUGUGUGGCACCUAGUGGACCCUCAGUGUGUAUUUAAAUUGAAUUAUCUUUUGAAUUUCAGGAAGACGUGAAAUUGCUCUCCCACCUGCUCCAGGCUUUAGAUUAAAAAAAACUUGGAGAGGUGUGAAACAUGGCUCUUUGACAGAGUAACUUGGAGAGGUGUGAAACAUGGCUCUUUGACAGAAUAACAUAAUGGCAUAGUGUUUUCUAAUCAUGUUUUUCAUACCCAGAUAGUAGAUUGUUCUCUUAGGACAGAGGUAAUCAAACCAUAUGUGAAAUGUGGGAAGAUUCUUGCCCCUUUAGACUGGUCCAUUGAUGGAGGGGUCAGUUCAACCAGCCUCAUCAAAAGAAUCCUAUAAAGUAAGCUGGAUAAUGACAUUUCAGCUAUUAACAUAAUAUAGUGAGAAGCAACAUGAUAUAAAGUAAAAAAUCACUGAAAUAAAAGUCACAAAAUCUUAAUCAGUGCUUUACCUUGCAAGUUGUAUAAACCUCUCUUAGCGUCCCUUCCUGCAUGUGUGAAAUGUAAACAGUACUUGCCCUGGCUCCCUCACUGGCCUCUUCUUGCCAGAAUCCUAGGAGAUAAUAUAUGUGGAAGACAGUGUGAGUGAAAAUGCUUUGAAAAACUUUAAAGCAUUACUUAAAUGUAAGAUAAUGAUAUUAUCCAUCUGUAAACAGUAUACAGAUAUAUGUAUUUUAUAGUUUAAGGUUAAACAAAACUGACAUCUGUGGUAAAAGGAAAACAGUAAUUUCAUUAAUCAGUAUUCUGCUUAUAUUUCUAUUUUUUAAAAUAAUCAUUAAUCCCUAAAUAACACUUUCCCUCCAUUAUAAGUAAUUGAAAAUAUUAAUUGACCUUAAACCAACCUCAAAUGUAGAAAAGUGAACACUGAAACUCAUUGUGAUUUUCUUAUACGUUCUGUUGACACACAUAAAGGCUUACAAUUAAUUAGUAAUUAUAAAAUGGGAAUAAGGCCUUGAUUAAUGACAUUGUUCUUUUCUACUUUAUCUUCACUUUUGCGUUGACAUUCUUUUGAUUUACAAUUUAUAAACACCAAAUAUCAGUCUUAUAUUCCAGCCUAUUUUUCUGAGUGCUGUAAGCAGUUCGAUACUAUGAUCUUUCUGUUUGAAAAUAAAAUCAGCUUUGCUUCCAGGUCUAAUUUGUGAUGCUCAAAAGACUGUGAAGAGUGUGACCUUCACUGAUGCCAUUAGGUGGAGCUUUUCCCUAAAGUUUGUCCUUUAACCCAGUCUCUCCCCAUUUGUGGAUGUACUCUGGAGCCAGAAAAUUCUUGCUGGCAGAGUUCUUAUGGUGAGGAAGGCAUCCAACUCUGCCUACCCUUUCUCAGUGGAGGGAAUUUCUAGAGAUGCCCUUUAUUAGGUAAGAAAAUGCAACUUUACAUUCAUUUACCCCACAUCUGCAUUACUUAGUUUCUAAAUAUAAUAAAUUUACUAUUCACUGUUUAGAACCUAAUUCUGACCAAAAUAUUGUCCUUCUUUCCUGGAAAUGAGAGUUACAGAAGAUACUCAAAAUCCAGAGACUAUUUUCUAGGCUACAGACACCAAAGGCCCCAAGUCCCCAGAUGUCAUACAAUCUCAUGUUAGCAUCACAGAGACCUAGUUACUUUGAGCAUCACUCAGCUUUUCUUCAGUCCUGCCUGUCAGGAAAAAAAAAACAAAAAAAAAACGCUUAUCCUGAAAUCCAGGGAAAUGUCACUGUUUUUUUUUGGCCACACCACGCAGCUUGCAGGAUCUUAGUUCCCUGACCAAGGAUUGAACCCAGGCCCUCAGAAGUAAAAGCGUGGAGUCCUAACCACUGGACUGCCAGGGAAUUCCCAUUAAUUAAAUAUUUUCUCAAAAAUAAAGAAUCUAGUUACUGAUAAAGUUGGAAACAACACAACCAGGGUUUUGGAACACACAAACUAAUUGUAAACUGUAAGCCAGGUUUCAUUUCCAAGUCCAAUCUCCCCAGCCUCCUAGGGAAUUUAGAUUUAUUCUAUGUUGCAAGUUUUAAAAACAAGGUAAGCAACUGCCAGCUACAAUAUCGAUAGUUAUUACUGGCUUCAAGAGAGCUUUGUCUUAUGAGCAGUUUCUCCUUGUUGGGAAGAGAUGUGUUACGUGAUGAGUGUGACAUUUUAUGCUUGUGGGCUUUGGCUUUUAUGUCAUUUUAUGCUCAUGGGCUUUGGCGGAAUAAAACAAUGCAUCUAUACAGCUGCACUGUCUUUUCCCAGAGUUCCCCCCUCUGAAGAACCAGAACUGUGACACUGAUCACAUUACUUGCUACUGAUUUUUUGUUAAGCCUAACUCAUCCUAAAGAUGCUGCCUUAAGGUUACUUUUUUCUUGUUUCAUGGAAAGUGAGUUAUUUCAUGACAUGAGAAAUAACCAGUACACAAUAAAAAUAUUAGAUGGGAUACCUGUAUAAUAAUUGCAUAUGUAAGGCAUACAUUAAAUGCACUUCUAAGUCAGUCUUCUGUGUUUAAGACGAUGGACUUAGUAGAAAGAACUUGAGUUGGACAUAACUGGAUUUAAUUCCUGGCUUUAACACUCUGUAGUUAUGCAACCUUGGCCCAGUCAUUUAACCUCUUUAGGCUCCUGUAUCUUUAGGAUAGCAGUUCUCAAACAUUUUGGUCUCAGGACUGCUUACACUCUCAAAACUAUUGAGGAUCCCAAAGAGUUCUAUAUAGCUCUUUUAUUGUAGCAGGAAUUAAGAUUUAAGAUUAAGAUUUAACCCAUUACAUACUAGCAAAAAUAGUACAUUUUUAUUUUUAAAUUAAUUAUUUUCCCAAACAAAAAUUAGUGAGAAG